UUAAUCUUCAUGAAGCUGGGAAAUCAAAGACGCAGUCCGAUGUCACUUCGAUGUGGACAGAAUAAACCGGCAGAGUAGAAGCCUCCGGUAUCUUCAAGCGACAACAUGUUGCUCUUUGGCCUAAAGUUCUCCCUGAUUCUCAUUCUAGGUCCUGGUUUGGUGGUCCUUGAGUUUGUGGCUGCGGAAAAAUCUGGCCGGGAAUUGCCCGAUCGCAUCGACAGACUACUCGAUGGACUAUCCUGUGUUCCCAAACUAAGUGCCAGUUCUUCCUUUGCCAUACUGCUGGCUCAGUUCUUGAUAAAACAAAAACUACGCUAUGUGGCCCCAACCCGAUACGAACGGCAGCUAUAUUACCAUCUACUCCACAGGAUGGAGCUUAUCAGGGAGCGAUCUGACUGGUCUGGAGUGUACGGAGACAUUCUCAGCAGUGUUUUCCAAAGGAAUAUGCUGCUCUUACCCCCAACUCUCAAGUGGGGCGAGUUGAAUGCUAAUGGGGAGUACGAGCAACUGGCUGAGGUCUAUCCGAAAGUGGUGAACGAGGGGCAGUUGAAUGAAACCCUAUCGGAUUUAUGUCUACGGGAGAUUGUAAUGCUGGAGCCCCCAAACUGUAAGGGUAUUUCUUCAAGCUGCCUGGAAAUGCUCAACAGCGAUGCCCCUGCCUACGGCUACCAAAGGACCCACCAGGUACUACUGCUUUACGUGCUGCAGCAUCAGGUGUGUGCGCCCCACCUCAGUCCACCCCAGGUGUAUGGGCUUCUGGCGAGAAGCCACUGCGAUGAGGUAGAGCGCGAGCAGAAUGCUAUCCGAAGCCUGGGUCUGCCCUCCUCUUAUCGUGAUCUGUAUUUGGAGCAAGCCACCGUCUGCGGGCUGUUUGGCUAUAAUGAGUUUGUCAAUUGGCGCAACGUAAUGGAAAUUGGCAGCUGGCUGGAGGAGGACACCAAUGCUGACAGUCAGCACAUAAGCGAUCUUGCUCUGGUCUUCUAUGUGAACUCCUUGCUUCUGCUGCAUUAAAUUAUGAAUCCCCUCACAUAGUUCCGCUUCAUAAGUUAAUAAAUUUCCGCUUAUUGCUUUUAUUUUGCGCC
This is a messenger RNA of Drosophila bipectinata, 1082 nucleotides long. RefSeq names its product UPF0764 protein C16orf89. Gene Ontology annotation, cellular component: cytosol; membrane. The record is from RefSeq and is a predicted model, not a curated record. NCBI's taxonomy places the organism in Eukaryota, Metazoa, Arthropoda, Insecta, Diptera, Drosophilidae.